Molecule: messenger RNA, 4862 nt
Organism: Hemibagrus wyckioides
Lineage: Eukaryota; Metazoa; Chordata; Actinopteri; Siluriformes; Bagridae
Product: pleckstrin homology domain-containing family G member 3
Exons: 20
Coding region: 240-4538 (1432 amino acids)
Molecular function (GO): guanyl-nucleotide exchange factor activity
Source: RefSeq, a predicted model, not a curated record
AGUAAUUACAGAAGUGUGUAGUGAAGUUAUCCGCUACAUGUGGGAUGUAGUAGGAGAACAGACUUGCAGCAAAGACUUCAAGUGAGCGAUGAAUUUCUGCGUAGAGAUAAAUCCUGAGAUAAAUCAUAUUUAGAGUGAAGAACCAGGCGUGAUCUUGUGUUUUAGGGGGGAAAAGGAUCUACUCUGUAUGCUGAAGGAAAGCUCACUAAUUUGGUUAAAGUGUCUGAAGCCUGAGGGACAUGCCAGAGAAGUCUCAUCACAGACAUCAUCAGGUUGCAAUGGGUGAAGAAUCUCCUCGCUUGUCCACAGACUCCUCCUUGAGCAGUCAUGACCCUGUCCUGGUGGACUACUGCUCGCUGUCCAUCGAACAUUCUGAUAAUGAGCGGCCAGUGAGCAUCGUGUCCACUGUCUCAUCAGGGUCCUCUGGAGAGGGCCAGAGCAGCCUGUUCAGUGCGUCCCACUGUCCCCAGUCCUUACCCUCCCUAUCGACAGAAACCGACAUCAACCUGGAACUCAGCCCUCCUGAGGAACCUAAUGAACCUCCACUCCCACUGAAGCCUGCAAGCAAGAGACCAAGGCAGGACCCUGCUGCAGGCCAGUUUAACAGCAACGCAAACACUGCUGGAGACAUUACACUGCCACCGAACCGGGACGGACCUUCGUCUGUCGCCACUGUAGUAAUGGCACCUAAUUCUCAACCAACCUACGUGGACCGCGUGGUCAUGGAGAUUAUCGAGACUGAAAGGAUGUAUGUAAUGGACCUAGGAAGUAUUGUGGAGGAUUAUCUGGCUCACAUUAUAGACACCAGAAAUUUACCCAUUAAGCCUGAGCAAGUCUCUUCCCUGUUCGGCAACAUCGAAGUCAUCUAUGAGUUCAACAGCGAGUUACUACAGUCUCUAGAAAUGUGUGACAGUGACCCAGUGGCCAUUGCAUAUUGCUUUGUGCAUAAGAGUGAAUAUUUUGAAAUCUACACUCAGUACUGCACAAACUAUCCCAACUCAGUAGCUACACUUACAGAGUGCAUGAGGAACAAGAUGCUGGCUAAGUUCUUCCGGGAUCGUCAGGCAUCUCUCCAGCAUUCCCUCCCUUUAGGUGCCUACCUGCUGAAGCCUGUGCAGAGGAUUUUGAAAUAUCAUCUCCUAUUACAGGAAAUCGCCAAACAUUUUGACCCUGAGGAGGAGGGCUAUGAUAUAGUGGAAGAGGCUAUAGACACCAUGACAGGAGUGGCCUGGUACAUCAAUGACAUGAAGAGGAAGCAUGAGCAUGCUGUGAGACUUCAGGAGAUUCAGUCCCUCCUCAUCAACUGGAAAGGGCCUGACCUCACUACAUACGGUGAGCUCGUCCUCGAAGGAACCUUCCACGUCCACCGCGCGAAGAACGAAAGAACACUGUUCCUUUUUGACAAAAUGCUCCUCAUCACCAGGAAGAGAGGAGAGCAUUACGUCUACAAGACCCAUAUAAUGUGCUCCACUUUAAUGCUGAUUGAAAGUGCCAAGGACUCUCUUCGCUUCAGCGUGACGCACUACAAGCAUCCUAAACAACCUCACACAGUACAGGCCAAAACUGUGGAGGAGAAAAAACUGUGGGCUCAUCACAUCAAGCGGCUGAUUCUGGAGAACCAUCAUGCCAUCAUUCCGCAGAAAGCCAAGGAUGCUAUUCUGGACAUGAGAUCUGAUUGCCCAGUGAAAUAUCGCUACAGUCCUGAAAGACAAAACAAGGGUGAGGACCUUCUAAUGGCAGGACUGAAAGAACGAAGACGAUCAGAGCCAUUUAACAGAGUUAAGCAGAACAUGCGAACUACAAAAGAAACCCUUAAGCAUGCUGACAGCAUGGGUACACUGCUGUCAGACAGCAGCCAGAGUUCCCUGCAGGCUGCAGCUAGCGCUUCCACCUUGAGUUCCACCGUGGACGAAGCAGAGACCGAGAGGCCCGUCACUGAAGAGAGCACGAGCGGAUGGCUUUCCCUGGACUGGCUGAACGUGAACGGCCUUGAAACCUGUCAGCUAGAAACGCCAUUCCGUAGAGAGACCGAGGAGAAGGUGGAGACGCUAGAGAAGGUGCAGACACGAGGCAGAGAAGACGAAGAUGAAGAGAUUGUGGUGAAAGACGAGCAGGUAGCUGACUUUGCCAGCUCAGUGUUGGCUGCCAUCUCCUGCUGGCGCUAUAAGGCCAGGGCUUUGCUUUUCACACGGGUCGCAACGAAUAGAGAUGGGGAACAGGCUAUGGAGGAGAAUGAAAUAGUGGAACCUAAGAGAAGCCGAUCCCCUUCUGAAGAAGACCAGGAAGAGAAUUCAGCUGAAUGUGAACAGGACUCUUCUGAGGAUCAUCGUUCACAAGUCAUUUCUCUGACUGGACAAGAAGACGAGGAAGGAGAAGAAGCAGGACAGCAGCAGUCUCACAUUAACCCUCAAGACAAAAGCAGAGAGGGUGAAGAGAUUGUGGUGGGAAGCGUACAGUCACUGUCCACAGUCCAAAAUGAGAUACAACUAGAGAACGAGAGCACUCAAUCCAAAGCAAACCUUUUAGAUGUUGAGGACCUGGGAGAGGAAGAAGACGAAGAUGAAGAAGAGGAAGACGUGUCAUCGGGAACUGAACCGAGGAGCAUCUUGCCAGCAUCUGUUCUAGACAAAGCCAGUGUCAUUGCUGAACACUUUACUAAGAGCCACUCUCGGCAAAGCAGUCUGGCAGCUGAUGACAUGUUCUCUGUAGGUUGCACUUCAUCUCAGACAGAUAGUAGGAGAAGUAGCGUGUUCAGCCUCAAUGCUGAGCCGCUGGACAAAGAGAAGACUCAAGAGAUGAACUGUUCCUCCCCUGACCCAGUUACUUUUAAAAUUGUAUCUGAAUCUUUAGCUUUAGCCACACCAGGUACUCACCUGGUCACACCAGACCAAAGGCCACAAACAAAACCAGAUACUCUCUCCAAAAAGGACAGAAUGCUCAUCCAUAAAAUCAAGCAAUACUAUGAGCAUGCUGAGCAACAGGAUGAAAAUUUCAGCAUCAAACGCAGGGAAAGCCUCUCUUACAUUCCUCCAGGGCUAGUCCGCAAUCUCAGCCAACAGAUCAACAGCAUUCCCGCUGAAGAAGAUGCGGCAAAUCAUAGGAAGGCCUCAAAAAUAACAAGGCCAACUUCUUGGGCAGUUUUUGAUCUUCCAGGUCUGGAGAAAGAGAAGAAUUCUGAAGAGGCCAUGGACACAGAGACUCUGUCUAUUAUAGACAGAGAAGAAGCUAUGGUUACACCUGAUGUAGUUGCUCAGGCAACUGAUAAAGAUGAGGAUUUCCAAUCCUCCUCUGAGAUGGUGAGGGUUUGGCAAGACAUGGAGGUUGAAAUCAGUGGUGCUUCUGAGGAGCCUCAGGAAGCUUUUGAAGAUAACAUGAAUGGCACAGUUACCAACCCUACCCAGAAUCAAAAGGGACAGGAGAGCUCUUAUAUGGACCACGGUGAACAUCUGGUAAUAUUAGAGGAAUUUGACAACAGCAAGGCUGGAAAUGGGACAUCAACACCUUCACCAGUGGGGAGCAGCUUAUACAGUGAUCAGAAGCUCCAAGAGAUACAGAAGAUCAAACAUGUUCCUAAACCCAAGAUUGUCUCCCUGAGGUCAAGUUCAGAAGAAGACCUAACGUUGCAAGAUAUGGAUAAGAUGAAGAACAAAGUGUUCCAUCUAGCUAGGCAAUAUAGCCAGCGUAUUAAGAACAACAGGCCUGCAGUGAGACAGAGAGCAAAAGUGUCAGAGAGCAACGUCGGCCACAGAACGCUGUCUUCUGUGGUGGAAGACAAAAGUCCAGAGAAUGAGAUGGGUAUGCAGAGCCUGACUCUAUCACUUGGUUCAUGUGAGCACACAGACUCCAGUUCAUCAUUGAGCUCCUGCUCCCUGGGCAGUCCUCAACUUCAGUCUACUUUCAGACCACAAGCUCUGGAACUACAAAGUCCAGUCUACACUGAAAGCUUUAAUUGGCCAGAUGUGAGAGAGCUGCGUUCCAAAUACUCACGACCAAAUCCUCAGUUAGUCUCAAUUAAUCGCAGUUGCUCAGUCCCAGAGCAAAUACUUGAGGUUGGACGAAAUAAUCCCACGGCCCGGCGAACCUGCUCCUGCUCCUGUUCCAGCCCAGUUUGUGACCGUAUGGACCCCCACACAACAUCAGUUAAAGACACUGCCACUACCCACUCCACAGACAAGGGACCUGCAGGACAGGGUGUGGUUAAAAUGUGCAAAAGCAGUUCUUUGGACCACAUGAUGGGGCCGCUUCAUUUAAAACAGCAAACAAACCAUACAGACAUCUCAAGGAACUAUUACAUAUCUGGCCAGGCCACCCUUCCCAAUGAAAACAAGAUCAUUGUAGUGGAAAGGUUUAUUAAGACAGAAAAUAAUGGUCUGGCAACAGGUGAAGAGAAGAAAGAACAGCUCUAUGAAGACCAACUAAAGUGUCUGGACAGUGAUGAAACAUGUAGACUGAGGUCGUUUGAAAAAACAGAGAACAGCCAACACGGUUUAGUCAAAAACCUGCGGGAGAAGUUCCAAAACCUUAGUUCAUGCACGUAAAUGUUCUUGAAAGCUGCUUUCAGACUACCCACUAUUGUAUAUUAAUGCACACAGAGGCCCAGUGUUUUUUUCUUACAAAGAUGUCUAAGCAUAAAGUCUUUUGACAUUGUGGCAAUAUGCCAUACAUGCUCAUUAUAUAGAUUGUAUGUUGUUAUGAACGGAGUGCUCAGGCCUUUAAAUGAGCACAUUUAUAUGAUUUUGCUGUAUUAAUUGAAUUCAGUGGUAAAAAAAGAACAUUUAUAAACUCAGACCUCACCUGAUAUAUUUAUGAAAUUUGACAUUUUGAUGUGUAAUUAGUGUAUAUUUGCAGUUUUGCAAGUUUGU